CCCCAAACCAUCUCUCUCUCUUCUCCCUCCCCUCCCUCCCUCCUUCCGCAUCCAUUGCGAUCGACGAUGCGGCGGUCGAGCCAUCCCUCAUCCUUCUUCGGAGAUCUCAGAAGCAGAGAGCUCAAUGGCUUCAAAGUGCGAAAAAGACCUUAUCUCGGCGAUCUCUCAUCGGAGCCCAGCAGUCUGGGCACUGGGGUGGUCGCGAUCGAGCACGAUGGUGUCUCCUCACCUCCUCUCGCCAUCUCAUUCUGCAAGACGAGCGGGAAUUCUCACCUUCUCGCUGUUUCUGAUGAGGAUGGUUAUCUAAGCUUCUAUAACACUUGCCGGAGUCUCCCUUCUGUUGCUUUAUGUCGGGAGAAGGCAGCGGAGGUUAGGGUCUGUGAUUGGAUUGCUCAUAAUAAUGCCAUUUUUGAUAUGUGCUGGAUAAAGCAUGAUACCCAUAUCCUAACAGCAUCGGGUGAUCAAACUAUCAAGAUAUGGAAUAUAGAGAAGAGAAAGUGCACCGGAAUCUUUGUUGGGCAUACUGGCAGUGUAAAAUCACUUUGCUCUCACUCUUCAAAUCCAGACCUUGUCGUGUCCGGCUCAAGAGAUGGCUCAUUUGCUCUCUGGGAUCUGAGAUGCGGAUCAAGUUACAAGAAUAACCAUGGAGAAGUGUGCUUCCGAUAUACUGCUGUUGUCAAAGAAGCCCAUACUUCUACUCAAGGGAAGCGGGUUAGGCGAGGAAAGGCUGCUUCAAUAAGUAUUACAUCGGUUCUGUACCUCAAAGACAAUGUCUCCAUUGCCAGUGCUGGAGCAGUGGACAGUGUUGUGAAAUUCUGGGACACUCGCAACUUGAAAUCACCAGUCACUCAAGCAUGCCCUUAUGUUGAACCAUCAGCUGAAAGGGAAAGAGGGUUACAUGGGAUUUCUUGCCUGUCUCAAGAUUCAAAUGGUGUGUUCGUUGCAGCUUCUUGCAUGGACAACAGGAUUUACCUAUAUGAUGUUUUACACCUCGACAAAGGUCCUACGAAGAUUUUUUCUGGCAGCAAAAUUGAGUCGUUCUUUGUAAAGUCUGCAAUUAGCCCUGAUGGAGCUUACAUUCUUGGUGGUUCUAGUGAUGGCAAUGCGUACAUAUGGCAGGUUAGGAAACCGGAAGGACUUCCAGUCAUGUUGAAGGGUCAUGAAGGUGAAGUUACUGCAGUAGAUUGGUGCUCAUCAGAGGUUGGGAAGAUUGCAACUACUUCAGAUGAUUUUAUGGUUCGUGUUUGGAAUUUUAAGAAAGGGGGUUGCAUAAGUUCAGGAUCUCCAAAAGCUGUUAGAAAGAGAGUUCUUGCUCCAAACAUUGAGGGCAGAAAGCUGGCCAUGGGUGAACCUCCGUGUUCUACAGAGAUGGCCGACAGCCUCUGUGCUUCAAGGGAAAUGAUGACGAACCCACCCUCAUCUGUUCAAACUCAAAGUCUCGAGUUUAGUACACCUGAAUCUGGAAAGAAAAGACGUUUUGGAUCAUUACUAGGGGAAGAAGCAGGGAUUCAGAAGAGCCCAGAUGCCGAACUAAGCAGCCCAUCUUCUGUUCUCAACCCCCCUCCCUCUUUGAAAAGGAGAACCAUUCGUGAUUACUUUAUUGCUGCCCCAUGAGAUCUGCAAGAAUUUUUUCUUCAUCUCCUAUUCUUUGAUGCCUCAACAGCAACAUUUUUCUUAAGAGUGAAAAAAGGAACAAUGGUAUUUCAAUCAUUAUCAUAUCAAGCUGCCGUGCACCACCUAGAUGGUCUAUAACUGGAACAUAUCCAUAGGUUUUUCUUUGUUCGGUUUCGAACUCCGAAGUGUGGAGAUUGAAUUCAUGGGAGGAUAUACUCAAACUUAGAUGCCCCUCUCUCUACUUCAACAGCUUCUUUGAUGCAAGCAGCUUUUUUCAUAUACUGUCCUAUAGCCCGGUUUCUUCAUGUCAGAUGUAUUCAAACCAAUCUUUGUAAUAUUAAAGUAACAUUUAAAUUUUUUACCUUUGAUUCUUUAAUAAAUUCUGAUGACCAAA
Molecule: messenger RNA, 2008 nt
Organism: Elaeis guineensis (African oil palm)
Lineage: Eukaryota; Viridiplantae; Streptophyta; Magnoliopsida; Arecales; Arecaceae
Biological process (GO): proteasome-mediated ubiquitin-dependent protein catabolic process
Cellular component (GO): nucleus
Molecular function (GO): protein binding; protein-macromolecule adaptor activity
Source: RefSeq, a predicted model, not a curated record